AUGAAAUCUGUGACGUGCAUCGAAGCGGUAGGUCACGGAGCACUGACCGUUGGGCUGGCCGCGCUGCUGGCUAUACCGCAGAAGAUGGUUUCAGCUCUGUUAAGUCAUACGCCUGACGGAGAGAAAGACCUUAUGCAAACCUUGCUGCAGAAUAUGAGCUCUGAGUUGAGAAUACGAGUCAUAAAAUAUGUCCAAGCACAUGGGGCCAAGGAAGGUGCACAGCACAUCCUACGGGCACAUCAACGACGCGAGCAAAAACGGAAAGGCACACCCAUCCAGACGCAUUUCCAUCGGUCUUCCGCCAUCCCCCCCGUCGUCGCCUCCAGGUCGGCUCAGAGCGUUCCCCCAGUGACCGCUUGGACUCGGUCACCUCUCUGGUCCGUCCCAGGAUGCAGCUUCGGUUCUGCAGGAAGCAGCUUUGCUUCUGCAGGAAGCAGCUUUGCUUCUGCAGGGGGCGGUUUUGCUUCUGCAGGGGGCAGCUCAAGGAACUUCUGGGCGCCGGAAAGAGCCAUUCAGGUAGACGCCAGGCCCCGAGUACAAACCUCAAGCUCGCAGAUCGCGAGCGAUCCGCAAGACGUGGCUGACGCGGUAGCCGUGGUCGAGACGUGGGAGCGACCGACACCUGUAGCUCUGAAGGCGUUGCAAGAUCUGUUUAAGAGCAACAAUGUGGGGCUGGGGGACUUGAUAGACAGAGUCCGCAAGUCCGGACAGGACACGGAAGAUUUACUGGAGUUAAAGCAGUUGAGGAACAGCGGGUCUUUGUGUUACGCGAACGCGUUGGUGCAGGCGCUCCGGUCAGUCAUUUUGACUUCCGGGUUGAUGCCGACGAACGCGGACGCAUCGGGGCUUGAUAGCCGACUGUGGAACACGCUUGUGGGUUCGGGCUCAGUCUCGGAUUUUGUACAGACCGUUGGAUUCCCAUUGGACAGACAACGCGACCCAGUGGAUCUGUUGCGAGCCAUUGAGGGUUUGCCGGUCAUGCGGCGCAUGAUGUGGAGAGGGGUGUGCGAAUCCUGCCCGCCAAAUUCGCCGUGCUUGGAGCAAUUGAAGUUGGAGGAGAGAAAACCGAUUACGGUCUUUCCUGAGACGACGGCUUUGCCGUUCAGUCGAGCAGUGUGUCCGAAUAACGCAGCACACUCUGUGGCUAAGUGGGAGGUGCCGGAGGUGGUGUUUCAAUGUUUCGAACAGAGCGAGACAAGGGUCACGCCGCGUACUCUGGCGUCUCUCGGGCUAGACAGGGCGACGGUCAACCACUUCUUGGAGGACACGCCCUUUUGCUACACGCCAGAUUUUCUGUUGAACGUGAGGACCGGCAUACAAGUAAGACAAAACGGUACAUUCGUCUGGCAAGGUCGUGAAAUUCACGAGGAGGGAGCCAAGGACACGUUUGCAAUCGACAUCUUCGCCGAAGACAAGAAACGAUUCGAUCCGCAACUGACACAACGGGUGGUCAACCAACUCAACCGCGUCAGGGAAGAGUAUCAGUACGCCAGCGGUGGUUCCAUUAUAUUGAGGGAGAAGGUACACGUACAAGGCACGCAAUUCAGACUUCGUGCAGCCGUCAUCCACAAAGGCGCCGACAAUGCCGGGCACUACUACACGCUCAGAAAAUACGCCGGGCAAACAGUCGUUCUCAAUGACAGCCACGCCGUUACUUCCCGCGACCCCUUCAUCCUUCUACCCGACGAAACCCCCCGCAUUCUCGUCUACCAACGCUGUUAG
Messenger RNA from Gregarina niphandrodes, 1722 nucleotides. RefSeq lists its product as hypothetical. The transcript has a single exon. The record is from RefSeq and is a predicted model, not a curated record. Lineage: Eukaryota; Apicomplexa; Conoidasida; Eugregarinorida; Gregarinidae. Bases 1 to 1722 code for a protein of 573 amino acids.